Cheilinus undulatus (humphead wrasse) is the source of this 993-nucleotide messenger RNA. Its product is annotated as immunoglobulin lambda-1 light chain-like. Lineage: Eukaryota; Metazoa; Chordata; Actinopteri; Labriformes; Labridae. Bases 71 to 799 code for a protein of 242 amino acids. The transcript is spliced from 4 exons. The record is from RefSeq and is a predicted model, not a curated record.
CUCCUCUCACUCCAACCCUGCUCGCCUCUCAGCUGGACAGUCAGGGACAUUUACAGCACACACUGACAACAUGCUGUGGACUCUGCUCACUCUCAUCACUGCUCUAACAUAUGUUGAUGCAGUGAUCGUGCUGACCCAGACGCCUGCUGUCCUCACAGUUUCUACAGGACAAGAGGUCGUUCUCAAAUGUAACAUCCAGAGAGAUGACAACAGAUAUGUCUCCUGGUACAAACAGGUUCCUGGUGGAGUUCCUCAGUAUGUUCUGAGAUUUUAUCACUCUCACAGUUCACCUGAUGAGUAUGGAUCAGGAUUCUCCUCAGACCGAUUCAACUCCAAAGCCUCAUCAAGCAUAGAUUAUCAGUUCAUCAUAAAGAGAGCAGAGACAGGAGACACUGCUCAGUAUUUCUGCAGCACAUGGGAUAGCUCUGCUUCUGAAGCUGUAUUCGGACAAGGAACCAAGCUGAUUGUGACAAGCUCCAGCCUCCCUCCUCCUGUCCUCACAGUCUUCCCUCCGUCCAGCGCUGAGCUCCAGUCCAACAAAGCCUCUCUGGUGUGUCUGUCCUCUCAGUCCGUCCCAUUUGCAGAUGUGGUCUGGUUGUCUGCUGGGAGUCCAGUGAGCGCUGGGAUCUCUACCAGCACAGCUGUUCAGCAACCAGACCAGACUUUCCACAUCAGCAGCUCUCUGUCCAUCCAGAUGUCAGACUGGAGCAUGGACAAGGUUUACACAUGUCGAGUGUCUGUGGGCUCCCAGAGCUCAGAGAAAACCAUCAACAAGUCCCAGUUUACCACUGAAGAAUAGUAGAGGAGCAGAGGGAGCAUUUCUAAUCUGCUUCUUUACUCUUUGUGCUGUUUGCUCAUUACAAGGUUCACAUGCUGCUAAAGAUGAGUCUGCAUGCUUGGAAUAAAUGUUGUGACAGUUAGGUGGAGGUGUUGGAUCGGCUUUGCAAAUGCUGCUUUUCUCAAGAAAUACUCAAUAAAAAAUAUAAAACCCUC